Molecule: messenger RNA, 1185 nt
Organism: Setaria italica (foxtail millet)
Lineage: Eukaryota; Viridiplantae; Streptophyta; Magnoliopsida; Poales; Poaceae
Product: CBS domain-containing protein CBSX6
Exons: 2
Coding region: 1-1185 (394 amino acids)
Source: RefSeq, a predicted model, not a curated record
AUGGCCCACAUCGUGUUCCUCCGCGCUUCCGCCGCUGACCUCACCGCCGGCAAGCCACCGCUGCGGGGCGUCCCGGCCUCGGCGCCGCUCUCCGCGGCGGCCGCGGCCAUCCCGGCGUCGCAGGAGGCCGACGUGGCCGUCUGGCGCGACGGCGCGUCGCCCCUGGCGCCCGCCGCGGCCACCGUUAUCGGCCUGCUCAGCUCGUUCGACGUCGUCGCCUUUCUGGCCUCCCACGUCGGCGGCCCGGCCGCGGCGCUGAGGACGCCCGCCGGCGACGUGGUGGCGCACGAGCCGGCGCUCGUGCGGGAGGUCGAGCCCCACACGAGGUUGAUAGAAAUCGUGGAGCUAAUGAAGCAAGGAGCAAGGCGCGUCCUGGUGCGCAAGAACAUCACGGAAGCCUGCACCGUGGACAAGAAGCCGUUCGCGCCGUUCUACAAGGCCGUGCUGAAGAUCACCGGGACGCCGCGGGCGGCGGCGGCCGCCAAGCAGACCGUCAACCGGUCGUCGUCAUCGUCGCCGCCGCCGACGACGUUCGGCUGCGACCGGUACUGCUGCCUGACGCGGGAGGACAUCGUCCGCUUCCUCAUCAACUGCCUCGGCGCGCUGGCGCCGACGCCGCUGCAGUCCAUCUCCUCGCUCGGCGCCGUCAACCGCGGCUACGCCCACGUCGAGGCCUCCUCGCCGGCGAUCGAGGCCUCCUGGAGCGUCCCCUCCGAGCCUCGCGCCGUCGCCGUCGUGCAGACGAACCGGGACGGGUCGCACAAGGUCCUGGCCGACGUGUCCGCGCACAGGCUGUGGCGGCGCGACUACGUGGCCGCCGCGGACGCCAUGGCGAGCCUCUCGUCGCUGAGCUUCGCCGCGGGGGUCACCGCGCACGGGAUGUUGCCGCCGGAUGGUGACGCCGAGGCCGCCGCCCCGUCGUCGUCGUCGAGCCUCGGCGGCGGGAGGGAUGAUGGGUUCGAGGCGAGCCUCGUCGGCCAGAUGAUGAUGGCGAGCCACGGCGGGAACGCGGCGCUGAGGUGCAGGAGCACGAGCUCGCUCGCCGCUGUCAUGGCACAGAUGCUUUCGUACAGGACCACGCACAUCUGGGUCACCGACGGCGAGGACGACGUCUUGGUUGGCGUCGUUGGGUACAUGGAGAUCUUCAACGCGGUCACCAAGGGUGUCGUUGCUCCUCCAGUUUGA